AAGAGGGAGAGACAGCAGAGCUGAGAGGAACAGAGUGAGAGAACGAGCAGCUGAGCGCCGGCGACUCCUGCAGCCUCAGCCGCUCCGACAUGCACAUCCUCCAGUCGUACUGCGUCCUCCGGUCGGCGCUGUGGCUCAAUGGCCCAAAAAGGAAGAGGAAGAACAGCCAAUGUUCUGUGAAGAGUAUGACUGGGUACAUACCCAGCUACCUGGAAAAGGACGAGCCGUGUGUGGUGUGUGGAGACAAGGCCACGGGCUACCACUACCGCUGCAUCACCUGCGAGGGCUGCAAGGGUUUCUUUCGUAGGACCAUUCAGAAGAACCUCCACCCGACCUACUCCUGCAAGUACGAUGGCUGCUGCAUCAUCGACAAGAUCACCCGGAACCAGUGCCAGCUGUGCCGCUUCAAGAAGUGCAUCGCCGUGGGCAUGGCCAUGGACCUGGUGCUGGACGAGUCCAAGCGGGUGGCCAAGCGGCGCCUCAUCGAGGAGAACCGGGAGCGGCGCAAGAAGGAGGAGAUGGUGAAAUCCCUCCAGACCCGUCCAGAGCCCACCGGGUCCGAGUGGGACCUGAUCCGCCUGGUGACGGAGGCCCACCGGCACACCAACGCUCAGGGCUCCCAGUGGAAACAGAAGCGCAAAUUCCUGCCAGAAAAGAUCGGCCAGUCUCCCGUCGCCCCGACGUCGGACGGAGACAAGGUGGACCUGGAGGCCUUCAGCGAGUUCACCAAGAUCAUCACUCCUGCCAUCACCCGCGUCGUCGACUUUGCCAAAAAACUGCCCAUGUUCUCGGAGCUGCCUUGUGAAGACCAGAUCAUCCUGCUGAAGGGCUGCUGCAUGGAGAUCAUGUCGCUGCGAGCCGCCAUGCGCUACGACCCCGACAGCGAGACGCUGACGCUCAGCGGAGAGAUGGCCGUCAAGCGCGAGCAGCUGAAGAACGGCGGGCUGGGCGUGGUCUCCGACGCCAUCUUCGACCUGGGCAAGAGCCUGGCGCAGUUCAACCUGGACGACACGGAGGUGGCGCUGCUGCAGGCCGUGCUGCUCAUGAGCUCAGACCGCUCGGGCCUGACCUGUGUGGAGAAGAUCGAGCAGUGCCAGGAGACGUACCUGCUGGCGUUCGAACACUACAUCAACUACCGCAAGCACAACAUUCCCCACUUCUGGCCCAAGCUGCUGAUGAAGGUGACGGACCUGCGCAUGAUCGGCGCGUGCCACGCCAGCCGCUUCCUGCACAUGAAGGUGGAGUGCCCCACCGAGCUCUUCCCGCCGCUCUUCCUGGAGGUCUUCGAGGACCAGGAGGUGUGACGGCGCGGCGGGGGAGGGGCGGCCCGCGGGGCUCCGCCUCCAGUCACCUGAGAACUGGAAACGACAAUAAGAAACAACACACCAGCAACGGGAGAGCCGGACCGCCGGCGCCUCCCCCCCCCCCCCCCCCCCCUGCCCGCCAGCCCCCUGCUGGGCGGGGCCCCCUGCUGGGCGGGGCCCCCUGCUGGGCGGGGCCCUUCUGUCUGAGCAUGAUGUCUUAUCCAGUCACAGCUGUAGCCAUUUGCCAAGACACACACACACAGGAACACACUCACACACACACACACCCCCCGCCAGUCAGCCUCCGCCUGCUCCACCCGCUGGGUCCGAGCGGCUCCUGGCCCCCCGGGGGCCCCCGGGCCCCCCAGACCCCCGGGGCCCCUGUGGCACCUCUCAGUAUUACUUCUGCUCCAGUGUUACGGCUCCAGGGCCGCAGUGGCGCCGGCCAAUCAGCAGACACUGCACAGUCCAACCUCAGCGUGGGGCGGGGCCAGGGCGGGGGCGGGGCCAGGGCGGGGCCGCCGCGCCUCGGUCCCCGUUUCAGCUCCGCUUCAGCGGCGAGCCAGGCCCACCGGUGCUAUAUUUAUACCACGCUACUCCACCCGCCACACAUCUACCUUCAUCUUUAUUUGUCAUCGGACCGGCUCCUGUGACGUGUAGCGCACACACACACACACACACACACACACACACACACACACACACACACACACACACACACACACACACACACACAUAUCAGCGGACCUGCCUGGUCAUUGCCGGUGCUGCUGGUUCCAGCAGGCGACCGUCUGAUGAAUGACAAAGAAGCCUUUUACUCUCGAGGAGGAGGAGGAGGAGGGGGGGGGAGGGGGGGAGGGGGGGGGAGGGCUGAGAGCAGGAGGAGCACAGACUGAUAGACAGGAAGUGGGAGAGAGAAACAGGAAGUAGAAUGUGAGGAGUUAAACUCCCACCAACCACCUGGAAGAGGGUCUAAAGAGCAGCAGCUAGCAGUGAGACAGCGACGCUCACACACACACACACACACACACACACACACACACACACACACACACACACACACACACACACACACACAGACACCUCAUCACCUCAGAGUAACGUGAAUGCCUCAUCUUACUGUAGAAGCAGCGGAGCCUGCGGGGUUUCCGGGCCCCCUCCUCACGGGCUCGGCUCAGUUUGGCCCCUCCAGGCUUCCAUACACAUUUUGCCUUUUUGUUUUUUCUUCGUUUUUUCGUUUGUUUUUGUUUUUAGUUGUUUGGUUGUCGUUGCGGGCGCCGCUGAGAGCAGGCGACAGCCGAGACGCCUCCAUUUACCUCAAAGCGUGGACACACCCCCGGCCGGGGCAGCAGGCCCCGCCCCCUGGGGCCCGGCUCUACCUCACCUCUGUAGACCCAGCCACACACACACAUACACACACACUCAUACACACACACAUCCUCAGUGCUAACCCUUGGUUGAAAUAAAUACCACUGAAGACAGGAGGGCCAGACCCCCCCCCCCCGACCCCCCCGGCCGGUGGUCCGUCACAUCCCGGUUCUAUGGGACCAAGCGUCACCUUUUCAAAUCUGGAUUUACCGGCAGAGACUCACAGAGACGGACAGACGGACGGGUGUGUGUCCAGCCCAGCUGACGCCCGGCCGGCGCGCCGCUAACGUGCACGCCGCUAACGUGCACGCCGCCGGCGGGUCAGUGUGUCUGUCAUGGACAGCUGUUUCAGGUGCAAAUGCAGGACAGAAACCGUUAGCAUGCUAGCAGUCCGCUGGGCGCCGGAGGCCACGCCCACCUCACGGCCACGCCCACCUCACGGCCACGCCCCCACUGACAGCAGAACCAGCCCAGGGAACCCCAGACAAGCAGCGGGUCUCACAGGCAGAACCACCGGGCCCAGGAAGAACCGACAGCCAAGCCUCAUGUGGAACCGUGGAGAACCGGACCGAGUCCAGUCCCCCCCCCCCCCAGACGCAGCAUAGCUGCGCCUCCAUCAGACCCCCCACCGACCGAGAUGACGGACCCGGCUCCGCCAUGCCGGACCGGGCCCCCCCCCCCCCGGACUGGGCGUCCGGCUGCUCUGUGUGACAGACCAGCUGGUCUCAGCGGGCUCAGCCCCAAACCUGUUUGACCGUCAGUAUUAGACCGACAAGUCCUGAAGAGUCCAGAGGGGGGCCGAGAGAGAACUGUGGAGCCCCCUGGGGGGCCGAGAGAGAACUGUGGAGCCCCCUGGGGGGCCGAGAGAGAACUGUGGAGCCCCCUGGGGGGCCGAGAGAGAACUGUGGAGCCCCCUGGGGGGCCGAGAGAGAACUGUGGAGCCCCCUGGGGGGCCGAGAGAGAACUGUGGAGCCCCCUGGGGGGCCGAGAGAGAACUGUGGAGCCCCCUGGGGGGCUUUGUAGCACUUAACCCAUCGUCCUUGCCUUAUUGUCUUCAGCCCCCUUCUCCUGGAAGCGCCCGACCCAAGUGCCCCCCCCCCCCCCAGUUCACCCCAGAACCACCAACUCCAAACCAGAUCUCUGCCCCCCCCAUGAGACAAGCCUGGCCUCGCCGCCCCCCCAGAGUGGCAACACCGAUUGAAUGUGAACGGCGAAGCAGAGUGAGAGAGAGGAAGCAGCGACCCCCCCCACGCCGACCCCCAUGGCCCCCCCGGCAGGAAACACCUCCACCUGACGGUGCGGAUCGGAUCCAGAUCCCACAUUCCAGAAGCGGGUCGGGAGCCGCUGACACAACCGUUCUGGGCUGGUUCUGACUGUGUGUGUGUGUGUGUGUGUGUGUGCGUGUGUGUGUGUGUGUGUGUGUGUGUGUGUGUGUGUGUGUGAGAGAGACCGUUGGGUUUUUAUGCUGCUUUACCUUCUGAGUCUGGUUUAGAUUAAGGAAAAAGCUCUAUGAAAAGAUUCUGAAUCCUGAAGAC
Salarias fasciatus (jewelled blenny) is the source of this 4207-nucleotide messenger RNA. RefSeq names its product thyroid hormone receptor alpha-B. NCBI's taxonomy places the organism in Eukaryota, Metazoa, Chordata, Actinopteri, Blenniiformes, Blenniidae. Gene Ontology annotation, molecular function: nuclear receptor activity; RNA polymerase II cis-regulatory region sequence-specific DNA binding; zinc ion binding. The record is from RefSeq and is a predicted model, not a curated record. Gene Ontology annotation, biological process: thyroid hormone receptor signaling pathway; retinoic acid receptor signaling pathway; cell differentiation. The transcript has 8 exons. Gene Ontology annotation, cellular component: RNA polymerase II transcription regulator complex. Bases 90 to 1304 code for a protein of 404 amino acids.